Molecule: messenger RNA, 2868 nt
Organism: Pichia membranifaciens NRRL Y-2026
Lineage: Eukaryota; Fungi; Ascomycota; Pichiomycetes; Pichiales; Pichiaceae
Exons: 2
Coding region: 1-2868 (955 amino acids)
Biological process (GO): endosome organization; organelle fusion; vacuole organization
Cellular component (GO): endosome; HOPS complex
Molecular function (GO): protein-macromolecule adaptor activity
Source: RefSeq, a predicted model, not a curated record
AUGCCACUACAAUUGGAUACCGUGGAGGUGAACGCUAAGAAUGAGUCGGCUUUUGACUUUGAAGAGGUACAGCUUCAGUUCCAGCUAGAAUCUGAAAUCUGCAAAUUGCUAGUGAGAAACAACCACGUUAAUCUAGUAUUGAAAACGGGGGUUGUUCACAUAAUUAACUUGGACGAUCCUGAAGUGGUGAUUGAUAUUCAAUUGCCAUUAGGUAAAGAAAAUCAGCUGAGGGAUGCGUGGAUUGAUAGUCACGGACAUCACUUAAUACUGCAAAGCACGAAGAAUGAAUACUACUACAUUAAUAACUCUUCGGCUACUUAUCAUGUUUUGAAUAAGCUAAAAAAUUUGAACAUCACCUCGAUCAGUUUCUUUGAAGAGUGUGUUGGCAAAGAUACUACAGGACACAUUCUUUUAUCGACCUCUAAUAGCUUGUUGUUGGAAUACGCUAUAAGCUCAAACAAAGAGGUAUUCUUAAAAACCAUACUGAAAAACAAAUAUUGCAUAACUCAUAUAUUGAAUACUGCAACUUCUCAUGAAAGUGGAAUUGCCUCGUACUCCAUAAAUUUAUUUACCACUGAAAACAGCAUUUUGAAUCUGAAGGUGAAAGUACCCUUGGAGCCCACAAGUAAUGUUUCUGUUUUUCAAAGCUUGGCGAAGAUAGAGCCUCUGAUAAUUAAGCACGGUGGUAUAUCAAAUAUCUCAAAUGAUAUGAAGUAUCUUGCAUAUAGUGAAUCGAGUUCCAACGGCUCAAAAAUACACAUAGCGGAAGCAGACAUAAAAAAUCAAAAGUCGUUCAACCCCUCAUCUAUCGUUUUAGAACAUCUGAGAAUAAACACAUUUAUCUUGACCGGAUACUUUAUUCUGGUACUUUCAGCUAAUAACCAUUUGGAGAUAUAUAACCAGCUUAAUCUGAAACAUUUGAAGUCAAUAUCUUUGUCCUACCUUGACCAGAAAAUGCAAGGCAUUUCUUUUGAUCGACUAGCAAGAACUUUUUGGCUUUAUUCUGACCGCCAUUUGUACGAGUUAAUCGUGAAUUUCAAAACCUCUGGAAUAUUCACCACAAUGAUACAAAAACAUAUGUUUGACGAUGCAUUAUCUCUUUUACCUGAUGAUAAAUCUGCUGAAACUCGUAGAAGAAAAAACUACAUAUUGAAAAAGAAAGGUUAUUAUUUUCUUGAAGAGCAUAAUUAUAAAGAAGCGGUAAAACUCUUAGCCCAAACCGAUGAAUCAUUUGAUAAAGUUGCUUUGAAACUCUUUGAUUUACCUGAUAAAGCAAUAUUAAGGUAUUAUUUGACCGUUAAGCUUAGAUGUUUGCCAAAUAGCAUGAAAAGUCAAAAAAAAAUUCUUACUAGUUGGAUUGUGGAAAUCUUUAUUGAACAGCUAAAUACACUUGAAACUAAAAUUUUACAUAGCCAUAAAAAAAACACAAUAUUGUAUACCUUUUUUUCCGAAAACCUCAGUUCUUUUGACAAAGAGACAAUCUAUCAGAUUAUAAUUGUACACAAUAGAAAGGAAGAUCUCUUGCAUUUUGCCAAACUGAUCAAUGAUUUUCAGUUUGUUUUAAAGUAUUACAUAACCCUGCAAAUGUGGAACGAAUCGCUAAAUGUUUUGGCAUCUCAGCAAGACCCUGAACUUGUAUAUAAAUGUGCAACAGUUUUAUUGGUGAAUCACCCAGUCAAAACUAUUGAUACCUGGGUGCGUUUAAUCGACGAUUUGAGCGAACUAAAGCUAAUACCUUCACUACUGACGUACAACAAGACCGUGGCAUUCCCUCAACAAAUCAGCCCUGAGCACAAUCAGUCAUUACGAUUUUUGAAGUUUUUGAUUUAUGAAAAAAAUGUUUCUAACAGAAUUGUGCAUAAUACGUUUUUCUCAAUUUUAAUAACUUAUCCUAACACACACAAUGAAAACUUAAUACUCAAACAGCUAGAGAGCUACCAAUCGUUUAGGAAAAAAAAGUUCAGGAAAUUUGAGAAAGGUGAAACCUUUUUCGAUUACGACUAUAUUUUAAGGCUUAGUUUCAAAUUUCACAAAAUUCAGUCAGCAAUAUUUAUUUACUCUAUUUUGGGCAAAGAUGAGGAAGCUGUUGAUCUUGCACUCGAUAACGAUUUGAUAGAUGCUGCAAUUUUGGUUGCUGAUAAACCUAAUGAAAAAGAUGAAUAUCAGAGGAAAGAGCUAUGGCUGAAGAUAAGCGAGAAACUUAUAUCCAAGGUAGUGGUAAAUAAAGAGUACAUUAAACAGCACCAAAACAUGUUUUACGAUGAUCGUGUGCCAACUGCUGAAGAAGAAAAUGAGGAUCCUGUUUAUAUUUUACUACGGUUUUUGACUGAGAAAUGUGAUGCAUUGGCGAUUAAGGACUUAUUACCUCUUUUCCCAGAAUUCAUAGUCAUUGAUAACUUCAAAGAAUCUCUAAUUGAGUCACUAAAAAAGCUAUCUCUAGAGAUGAACAAGGCUGCAGUUGAGAUGGAUAACACUUUGAAUGAAUCAGACAAGAUAAAUCAAAAAAUCAAAGAUUUCCAAAGUACAAACUUUCAAAUUAUUGAACCCUUUGAGUCAUGUCAAUUAUGUCAUAAAAUAUUGGCUAUUAGGAAGUUUAUCGUGUUUCCGUGUUCCCAUGCAUUCCACCAGGAUUGUAUGGUGAAGAAUAUUUUGGAAUCUAAUGAUUACAAAGCUAAAAAUUCAAUCUAUAAAAUACAGAAGAAAAUAUUGAUGAACAAUAAAAACGCUUCUGUUAUAGAAGAUUUGAAGCUAGAAAUCGAUCACCUACUUUCAAGGUCCUGUUGCUUGUGUUCGGAUAUGAAGAUAAACGAGCUUGACGAACCAUUUAUUAAAUCGGGGGAUAUGGAAAGAGAUGGCUGGAAUAUAUAG